AUGACUAGUCAGGCUACAGUACAACCAAAUAUCUUGCGUGACAUUGAUCCGCAAACACCUUUUCUCCAGCAGCUCCAGGAGAAGAACGAAUCCGGUCCUAUCACACUUGUCAACACAUUUGUGGUUCCCGAAGGCGAAAUGCUCAACGCAAUUGAGCUAUGGCGCAAGGAAGCUUCCAUAAUGAAAGCAACCCCAGGCUUUAUUUCGACUCAGCUGCAUCGGGGUACCGGAUCUAGCAAUGUUCUCGUCAAUGUUGCCAUCUGGGAAUCUGCCGAAGCGCUUCGCGAGGGGUUCGAGAACCAAGAUUUUCAGGCUGCCUUGCUCCAAUACCCCCCAGGGACUGUUGCCUAUCCGCAUGUUCUUCAGAGGGUUGCCGUUGACAACAUUUGCACGGCAUAG
Molecule: messenger RNA, 399 nt
Organism: Beauveria bassiana ARSEF 2860
Lineage: Eukaryota; Fungi; Ascomycota; Sordariomycetes; Hypocreales; Cordycipitaceae
Product: Antibiotic biosynthesis monooxygenase
Exons: 1
Coding region: 1-399 (132 amino acids)
Source: RefSeq, a predicted model, not a curated record